Molecule: messenger RNA, 3027 nt
Organism: Halichondria panicea
Lineage: Eukaryota; Metazoa; Porifera; Demospongiae; Suberitida; Halichondriidae
Product: transcription factor Adf-1-like
Exons: 5
Coding region: 1946-2905 (319 amino acids)
Biological process (GO): regulation of transcription by RNA polymerase II
Cellular component (GO): nucleus; transcription regulator complex
Molecular function (GO): DNA binding
Source: RefSeq, a predicted model, not a curated record
UGCGAGUAUGUCUGGGCGAAAUAUUCCGGAAUUUUUGUUUUGAGAAUAGGCAAGUCGUUUUCACAAUUAAGAAAUGAGUCCACAUUUUUGUGCUAUAAUAAUUAUGUCGAUUUGUGUAGAGUUGCUGUAUGUAUCAAGUUACUGUAUGCAUCUGAAGUAGUAGGUACCAUUUAGAGACCUGAGAACAAUUCUUUGCCCAGGCCUGAUGUUACUGUGUAAAAUUGCACACUCUGUGUCAUGGUAAAAUAAUGUUUAUGUCUAAAAAUAGUCUGGUGGACUACUGCUGCAGGUCCAUCUCACUCUAAUUAUAUCGUUGCGGUGUGCACAAAAUUAAUAUUAACCCGUUAUACUGAUUGACACUCUAAAGCAUCAUGAACUGCGACCAUCACAAAUACCACAGAGAGCACACAAAGUUGCUAAAUCAAAGUAUAUUGUAAAAAGUUUUCGCCUGUGUUUGAGAGUGCUACCCUUAUAAAAUGUGUGAUUUUGAAGUAGAGGGGGGAAAUAAAGCAUGCUUUUAAAAGAACUAAAAAACCGUCAACUGUUAUUUCUAGGUAUGGACACUCAGUCAUACAACUAGCACCUGAAUGCAACUUUUAGGGAGGGAAAUUGAAGCCAGAGGGGGAUAUCCCCCUUUUUUCCCCUGCCCCCUUAUUUGGGGUUCGAGUGAGCUGUGCCCCACGCCUGUUUUCAGCAUUUUAAGGUUUGAGUAUCUCGAGACGUUAUUUGCGGGGAGCCGACGACAAGGGUGUACGCUACAGUUUGGUACCAACCUCAUCAUGUAUUGAUUAUACUGUACUUCUUCUAAAAGAGGCGCCGUUUUUACGAUAUCAGCUAGGGCUAUAAUUAGAGACAGAUUUGGUUCAAACAGGCGCAUAAUUUGAAGGGCACCUUAUAAAUAGAGGUUAUUUGAGCAAGUGGUAUCCUCGAUUUCAAGCAGCCCUAUGGAACUCGAGGUUCAGGUAUGUAAAAUGAUCCUGAAGUGUAUCCUUGGCCUUCCAACUGGCCUUUUUGUGGCAACUACAGGUGGAGGAUAAUGCUUCUUAAGUGGAGGAGGUGUCUCACACAUCCUCAAGCUUCCUGAAAAAAAGAAGUGAUACUGGCCUCCAUUUAGCAAGGCGCCACCAAAAAAUAAUCUCUGUAGCCACGUGGAGCUCUAUAUGGAGACCUCAUUGAGUCAAAUUACUUUUCAGUCUAGGUGGCGCAUAAUUAGAAGGGUGCCUAGUUUUAGAAGAAGUACGGUAGUGUCGUCCUACAGUUCCAUGAGCUUUUGAGGCCGAAAACAUCAAGCACAUUCCUACCAUUAUUUGCAAACGGGGUUUCACUACGGUAUUUGGUGUGGCUGGAUUGGGUUACAAAUGGGGGAAGGGGGGAAAGGGCCAAAAUCGAUGAAAGCUUGGUGCAGAAAUCUGCACGUGAUUGGGUAGCCUCGAGACCAGCCGUUCGUUAUCUGAAAGAACGCCUGGUCAAGUUCCAAUGUAGCACUCGUCCAGCGGUCCAGGAAUUUCUUGGACCGGUAAUUGCCCGCAAAGGUCCGCCCAAGGUGUAUUACCCAUGAAUAUCAUUAUGAUGCUAUAAAACGCUGACUCAGCUAGAACCAGUGCUACAUUGGAACUUGACCAGGCGUUCUUUCAGAUAACGAACGGCUGGUCUCGAGGCUAGUGAUUGGGUGAAGUUGCCAUUUUAGCAUGACAUUUUUGUGUGAAUCAGCAGCAAGACAAAUUAAUAAAUGUGAUACUUACAGUAUGCAUCAUGUAUUACAUGUAUAGAUGUCGGCAGCGCACAGUGUAGUAUUACACAUGCAGCCCUAGAUCCUUCAUGUAGUCCUUGUUAAAAAGUGGGUGUGUCAGCUGUGGUGUUGUCACGGAAUAAGACCGCGUCUCUUUUCCGAGACAACACAAUUGAUUUUUUAACAAGCCAAGAAAGCUCUUACUGCGUUCGCGAAAUGUCUACUAGUCUACAUCGCAUUCUUAACGACCCAGGCUGUAUAGACAUUGAUAUUGAGGCAGCCUUGCUGACCAAUCAAGAAUCUAAUACCGGUAGCCUAUCAGAGAAUGGAACAGUUACACUAGAGAAUGGAAAGCCGCAGAAUGAAACACCCCAGAAUGAAACACCACCGCUGAGUGAUGAUACCCCCAGCACAAAGAGACGUCGCUACACUACCAGUUACUCUGAUGUGUUUAGAGCUGAAGUCGCAAAAUAUGCUCUGGAGCAUGGAAACUCAGCUGCUAUUCGACACUUCAAGAAUCGACUGGACCUACCAGAGAGCACUGUGAGGUCAUUCAAGAAGAAGUACCUGACUGUUAUGGAGGAGCAACGUCAAACUGGGGAAGUUGGGACCAUUGUUUCUGUGCCUGCAAAGACAAAGGGACGAAAACCGGGCACCCCGAAUAGAAAGCCGAAGAUACCCAAGUCUAUUUUGCCAUGGUCCACCACUGGUCUAGAAGAGUCGAUGAGAGUGCAACCAUUCGAUGCUGAUAGGUCCUCUACUGUCAGCUUGACCGGCCACCUCGCUAUUCCGGCCAAACUGCGCUGUUCCAAGGGCAACCGGACUAACGAGACUCUUAUACUAUUGCAAGUCGCAGAACCCCCUAUGCUUGCCCCCUCGCUACUAUCGUCCAUAACCGACCCCCCGUCCCCCUCACACAGCCACUCCUCUGAUGACAGCUCCAGCAGCUCCCCACCCACCAAGCGCAAGAGGAGGCCUGAAGCUAACAAAACCUCAGAAAUACUGCUCAAGAUUCUCUCGGAAGUUAGCAACAAGGAGAAGGAAUUGGACGAGGAGGCUUUGUUUGCACUACAAGUCGCUGCUAACUUGAGGAGACUCUCCAGUAGACAGAAGGCCACUGCAAAGAUCAAGAUACAGCAAGUUCUACUUGAGAUAGAAUUCCCUACAGAGACGUAGCUCAUAAUUAUUGCAACUCACUUAUAAUAAUUAUAGCUAUAAAAUAAAGUGUAACCUCAUAUUUCAGCUCAUAAUUAUUUGUCUCUUUGUUUAUCAUUACAUUAAUGUCAGUUGCUUGCUUG